AUGCUCGACCGCAUCCUCGUUCACCUCGGCCUCUUGGCCUCCCUCGCCACCGGCCGCGUCCUUGACAGUCUGCCUCGUCCUCCAAGAGGCUGGUCGUACUCGCACGCGGCAGACCCCACGGAGCCGCUGACGCUCCGCAUCGCCCUCCGGCAGCAGAAGGCGGCGGCCCUGGAGCAGGUGGUGCUGCAGGUCUCGGACCCGAGGCACGCCAAGUACGGGCAGCACCUGACGCACGACGAGCUGCGGUCCUACACGGCCCCGACACCGCGAGCGGUCCGCAGCGUGACGUCGUGGCUGGUCGAGAAUGGCGUCGACGACUACAGCGUCGAGCACGACUGGGUGACGCUGCGCACGACGGUCGGGACGGCCGACAGACUGCUCGGCGCCGACUUUGGCUGGUACGCCGGACCGGGCGAGACGAUGCAGCUGCGGACGCUCUCGUACGGCGUCGACGACGCGGUGGCGCCGCACGUAGACCUCGUGCAGCCCACGACGCGGUUCGGCGGGCCCGUCGGCCAGGCGUCGCACAUCUUCAGGCAGGACGACGUUGACGAGGAGCAGCUGAAGGCGCUGACGGUCGGCUUUCAGGUCAUGGCUGACCCGCCGGCCACGGGGCCCGGGUCGGUCAAGGCUGCAUGCAACGAGUCGGGCGUGACGCCCCUGUGCCUGCGGACGCUGUACAGGGUCAACUACAAGCCUGCAAACACUGGGAACCUGGUCGCUUUCGCGUCCUUCCUGGAGCAGUACGCUAGGUACAGCGACCAGCAGGCAUUCAUACAGCGUGUGCUCGGGCCGGGCGUUCCGUUGCAGAACUUUUCCGUCGAAACAAUCAACGGAGGAGCCAACGACCAGCAGAGCAAGCUUGACAGCGGCGAGGCAAACCUGGAUCUGCAGUACGUCAUGGCAAUGAGCCAUCCUAUUCCCAUCCUGGAGUACAGCACUGGAGGUAGAGGGCCACUCGUCCCAACCUUGGACCAGCCCAACGCCACCGACAACAACAACGAGCCUUACCUCGAGUUCCUGACCUACCUCCUGGCCCAGCCCGACUCAGCCCUGCCCCAGACCCUCUCGGUGUCGUACGGCGAGGAGGAGCAGUCGGUGCCGCGCGACUAUGCCCUCAAGGUUUGCAACAUGUUCAUGCAGCUCGGCGCCCGCGGCGUCUCGGUCAUGUUUUCGUCUGGCGACUCGGGCCCGGGUAACGACUGCGUCCGGUCCUCGGACAACGCGACCUUUUUCGGCUCGACCUUCCCCGCGGGCUGUCCCUACGUCACGUCGGUCGGCGCCACCGUCGGCUUCGAGCCCGAGCGGGCCGUCUCCUUUUCCUCGGGCGGCUUCAGCAUCUACCACGCCCGGCCCGACUACCAGAACGACGUGGUGCCAAAGUACAUCGAGUCGAUCAAGGCCUCGGGCUACGAACGCUUCUUUGACGGGAACGGCCGCGGCAUCCCGGACGUGUCUGCCCAGGGCACCCGCUUCGUCGUCAUCGACAAGGGUCGCGUCGCUCUGAUUUCCGGGACCAGCGCCAGCUCGCCUCUGUUUGCCGGCAUGGUGGCGCUCGUCAACGCCGCCCGCAAGACGAAGGGCAUGCCGGCCUUGGGCUUCCUCAAUCCCAUGCUGUACCAGAACGCCGCGGCCAUGACGGACAUUGUCAACGGCGCUGGCAUCGGCUGCCGCAAGCAGCGUACCGAGUUCCCUGAAGGCGCCAAAUUCAACGCCACGGCGGGCUGGGAUCCCGUCACGGGGCUGGGGACGCCGCUCUUUGACAAGCUGCUGGCGGUCGGCGCGCCUGGAGUGCCCAACGCGUGA
Messenger RNA from Pyricularia pennisetigena, 1806 nucleotides. RefSeq lists its product as uncharacterized. The record is from RefSeq and is a predicted model, not a curated record. Gene Ontology annotation, biological process: proteolysis. Bases 1 to 1806 code for a protein of 601 amino acids. Gene Ontology annotation, molecular function: tripeptidyl-peptidase activity; serine-type endopeptidase activity. NCBI's taxonomy places the organism in Eukaryota, Fungi, Ascomycota, Sordariomycetes, Magnaporthales, Pyriculariaceae. The transcript is spliced from 3 exons.